CCCGUGCGAGUGUCUCCCUCUCCCUUUCGCUCUCUCCCUCUCUCUCUCUCUUUUGUGAGUUAUAGCAACCGUUGCCUUGUGAAUCAAGCGCCAUAGUCACCGUAGUCCUGGCGACUGUUACCCAUCAACAACAACUACUCCUCUCCUCCUCCUCCUCCUCUUCCUCCUCCUCCUCCCCACCACCACCAUCUCCAUCACCCACCAACAACACCACAAUAAUCCACAGCCAAGAGACCAUCAUGCAGACAUCAGAGACUGGGUCGGACACAGGUUCGACAGUGACUUUACAGACAUCUGUGGCUAGUCAAGCAGCAGUGCCUACACAGGUGGUACAGCAAGUACCAGUACAGCAACAGGUACAGCAGGUACAGACUGUGCAACAGGUACAGCAUGUCUACCCAGCUCAGGUGCAGUAUGUGGAAGGAAGCGAUACUGUCUAUACCAAUGGAGCAAUCCGAACAACAACUUAUCCUUACACAGAAACGCAGAUGUACAGCCAAAACACUGGAGGGAAUUACUUUGAUACGCAAGGGAGUUCUGCACAGGUGACUACCGUGGUCUCAUCCCACAGUAUGGUGGGCACUGGUGGGAUUCAGAUGGGCGUCACGGGAGGACAACUCAUCAGCAGCUCCGGGGGAACCUAUCUGAUCGGCAAUUCAAUGGAGAAUUCUGGUCACUCCGUGACGCAUACCACUCGGGCCUCCCCAGCGACAAUUGAAAUGGCGAUUGAGACGCUGCAAAAGUCUGACGGUCUGUCCACUCACAGAAGCUCUCUUCUCAACAGCCAUCUCCAGUGGCUGUUGGACAAUUACGAGACAGCAGAAGGAGUGAGCCUUCCCAGAAGCACUCUAUACAACCACUACCUGCGACACUGUCAGGAACACAAACUGGACCCAGUCAAUGCUGCUUCUUUUGGAAAAUUAAUAAGGUCCAUUUUUAUGGGACUACGAACCAGGAGAUUGGGAACUAGAGGAAACUCCAAGUACCAUUACUAUGGGAUUCGUGUCAAGCCAGAUUCCCCUCUCAAUCGUCUGCAAGAAGAUAUGCAGUAUAUGGCUAUGAGGCAACAACCCAUGCAACAGAAACAAAGGUACAAGCCUAUGCAGAAAGUGGAUGGGGUUGCAGAUGGUUUCACAGGAAGUGGUCAACAGACAGGCACAUCUGUUGAGCAAACUGUAAUUGCCCAAAGUCAACAUCAUCAACAGUUUUUAGAUGCAUCUCGAGCACUCCCAGAGUUUGGAGAAGUUGAAAUCUCUUCUCUGCCAGAUGGUACUACCUUUGAGGAUAUCAAGUCACUGCAGAGUCUUUAUCGAGAGCACUGUGAGGCAAUAUUGGACGUUGUUGUGAAUCUUCAGUUUAGCCUGAUAGAAAAAUUGUGGCAAACAUUCUGGCGCUAUUCUCCCUCUACUCCAACUGACGGCACUACCAUUACUGAAUCAAGCAAUCUGAGUGAAAUAGAAAGUCGACUUCCGAAAGCAAAGCUGAUAACUCUGUGCAAACAUGAGUCUAUCCUGAAAUGGAUGUGUAACUGUGACCAUGGGAUGUACCAGGCUUUGGUGGAGAUUCUCAUCCCCGACGUCCUUAGACCUAUUCCUAGUGCCUUGACCCAAGCCAUUCGAAAUUUUGCAAAAAGCCUUGAAGGUUGGCUUUCCAAUGCCAUGAACAAUAUUCCACAGAGAAUGAUACAAACCAAGGUUGCCGCUGUAAGUGCCUUUGCCCAGACUCUGCGAAGAUACACGUCGCUCAAUCACCUGGCCCAGGCAGCUCGUGCAGUGCUUCAGAACACGUCUCAGAUUAACCAGAUGCUCAAUGACCUCAACCGUGUCGACUUUGCCAAUGUCCAGGAGCAGGCUUCCUGGGUGUGCCAAUGUGAUGACAACAUGGUUCAGAGACUAGAAACAGACUUCAAGAUGACUCUCCAGCAGCAGAGCACCCUGGAGCAGUGGGCCGCAUGGCUGGACAACGUGAUGAUGCAAGCCCUGAAACCCUACGAAGGGAGGCCCAGUUUUCCAAAAGCUGCCAGGCAGUUUCUGCUAAAAUGGUCUUUCUACAGCUCAAUGGUUAUUCGAGACUUAACCUUACGCAGUGCUGCUAGCUUUGGCUCCUUCCACCUGAUCCGUCUACUCUACGACGAGUAUAUGUUCUACUUAGUAGAACAUCGUGUUGCUCAGGCAACAGGAGAAACACCCAUAGCAGUCAUGGGCGAGACAUACCUUGUAGAUGAAAAAAAUACUUCUCUCAUGGAACUCUUUAUAAGCAAACUUCCGAAUUUUGGCGAUUUAAAUGCUGUGUCUCCUGGAAAUCUGGAUAAAGAUGAAGGCAGUGAAGUGGAAAGUGAAAUGGAUGAAGAACUAGAUGACUCUUCAGAACCUCAAGCCAAGCGAGAGAAAACGGAGCUGACCCCGGCGUUCCCGGUGGGUUGUCUGCAGCCUGUUCUCGAGAGCAGCGUGCAGCCCAGCCUCCUGAAUCCCAUCCACAGCGAGCACAUCGUCACAAGUACUCAGACUAUCAGACAGUGCAGCGCGACAGGCAACACUUACACUGCGGUCUAAAGAAUAUUAAAGCGUAUUUUUCCAGCUAACAUUAACCCUGUUGAUAUCGGGCUUAAGUUGAGAAAGUAAUAAGCCUGAAGGUCGACUGUUGUCAAAUUCUAUCUGUGCUGAACAUUACCUUUUUGGAGUUGUGAAAUGGAAUGGGUGUAUGUAUUUUGCCAGGUCUUUUUUUUUUUUUUUAAACGUAAACAAAUUAUUUGCCUCUUAAUAAUAAGAGGGUUUUUUCCUUAGUUUUGGGUGUCAAGAAGGAUUUUUACAACACUUAAUAUUUUUUUUCUUAUAAUUAAAAGUAAUUUACAUUUUUGUAGCUGAAAAUAUUUUAUUGUUGAUUGUUAGUCUUGGUGUAUGAUUUCAUGUGUGAGUUUUUAAUUAGAUGCACUUCUGUGAAAUAUCAAAAGAAAUGCAUUUUUCAUUUACACUGGAGGCAUGCCCAUUUGGCAGCAGAUGCAUCAGAUUUGCUUUUGAAAGGUGCUUUUCAUUGGGCCGAACCACAAGACACUAUUUUGAUAGCGUUUUGGAGUAUGGAGAAAGAAUACAGAGCAUUUUUUUGAUAGUGCUAGAGGGUUGGGAAGGUCAUCUGUAUUUCUCUGAAGAAAAAUUGAGCUGUGCAUUUAUCAGUUCAGAGUAAAUGACAGAAUUGCCAGAGAUUAUGCUAAUAUGUACAUAAUUUGUGUACAUAAUGAUUAAAUCAUGUUAAUGCAAGCUUCCGUUAAACAUUGAAUUUUAACUGUUAUUUGCAUACCAAUUCCUCUGUUUAAUGACUACUGAUUCUGUAUUUGGGACCACUGCACAGAUGCGUUCUGCUGUUGAGUGGGGCUGUUAUAGUUAGAGACUGAAGCUGAAAAUGACUUGACUUUUUUUUUUUAAGUGUACAUGCUACUUAUGCUGAGCUGGACAUACAGGAAACCAUUCCAUUUGGAUGACUUUCUUUUAUUCCAGGUCUUUUUCCUAAUAGUAGUUCAAUAUGCUGCUAUUAUAAGAGAAAAUUUAUAGAAUGCAAGGAAUGUAGCAACCUGCAUAUCGUUCUUUCGUUCAAAAAUAUUUCCUGGUUUCUAAAGUAUGUGGAUUUAAAUUUUAAACAGAACCUGAAGGCAGUGUAACUGGCACGCCAUACUGUUGCUUAUCUCCGAUUCUGUAGGAUUUGGGUAGGUGGCUUGAUGGACCAGUGCCGCUGAAGAAUGUACAUCAGGGAUCAUCGUACCUCGGCUAUAACAUGGUGCCUUAAAACAGAACUGAAGCUAAGGUUUGGUAAGGCUUAUUUUGUUCCUGCAAAUUCCUCUUCAGUCCAUUUGACAAGCUGUGCCUGUCAUUGUCAGAUUCCCGAAGUAAGGACAGGUUACAUGUUCUUCAAAGGAAAUUUAGGGCAAACAAAGCAAAACAAAAAGACGAAAAAAUCAGUUUCCCUCUUUGAGUGACCACGAACCUAUUUUUUGUUCUUAGAGCUGAAUAAUACUUGAUUAUAAGUUAGAUUGCUUAAGGGUAUGGAGUAGCAGGCUAGUUUUAAUCACCAACUUGUUACAUAAAACAUAUAUAUGUUAGACCAUUCUUAUCUAGUUAUAAUUUAAGAAAGUUAAAAUAAGUAGGUACUUAUCGAAGUGCAUCUUUUCAGUCUCCGUGUUUGUCUGUGUGUCUUGGUGUCUGUGUCCACAUGCACACACGAGUGCCCACGGGCGGAGUCAGCUACCACAGCAGAAGGUGAGAUCCAGGAGUGGAUACACCAUCCCCAUGUUAAUUUACAUGAAGAGCCAACGUUCUUUUGAGCACUCAAAUUAUUAACACAAAAAAAAAACAGGCACAUCUAUUCAUUUAAUUCGUUCUUAAAAAGCUAAUAAGCAAAAAUAAGUACAUAAAGCCAAAAAAAAAGGGAAAGCACAAAAUUAUUUACAGAUUAUUAAUGAGACCUAUAUGAAAUUCAAGAUGUUUAUCUUUCCAGUUUUAUUGGGGUGAGGGUGGGGGGUGGAAAGAAGAGGGUGAGCCAGUCUGUAAAGUUAAAACUACCAAAUGGCUUAUUGGGUAAUACGCAGUCUAUUUCAACUGUUGUUGCUCAAUUGCCUUAGACUACUCAGAUAACUGAGGUCAACAGGUUUCUUCAGUAAACAUUAAAUGCAUUAGAUGUAAUUUUUUUAAUUGAUUCAAAUUUUGUAUUAUACAGCUCAUACUAGUAUAUUCAAAAGUCUUUUGCUGGCUUAUCGCCUUUAUCUAAAUAUCAUUUAAAUUAUCACCUCCCUUUUCCUCCCAAAAGGCAAUGAAUUUGUACCAUC
This is a messenger RNA of Myotis daubentonii (Daubenton's bat), 4813 nucleotides long. RefSeq names its product regulatory factor X3 (gene RFX3). The record is from RefSeq and is a predicted model, not a curated record. Gene Ontology annotation, molecular function: RNA polymerase II cis-regulatory region sequence-specific DNA binding; DNA-binding transcription factor activity, RNA polymerase II-specific. The transcript has 18 exons. Gene Ontology annotation, biological process: regulation of transcription by RNA polymerase II. Gene Ontology annotation, cellular component: nucleus. Lineage: Eukaryota; Metazoa; Chordata; Mammalia; Chiroptera; Vespertilionidae. Bases 240 to 2552 code for a protein of 770 amino acids.